AUGGGCUCCAGAGCCGACGAGGCAGAUGACUCGCCCCUUCAAUGCGGUGCGGACGCAGCAAAACACUUCGCUUUUGCCGAUGGCUACAGAAACCUGAACCACGGCUCCUACGGCACGUAUCCCAAGGAGGUCCGCUCUGUCCUUCGGGACUUUCAGGAAAGAGUAGAAGCCCGUCCUGACAAUUUCAUCCGCCAUGAAUACCGGACUGGUCUGCUCGACAAGUCCAGAGCCGCUAUCGCAGACUACCUUGGGAUUCCACCCAACUCAUGUGCUCUUGUUCCAAAUGCGACGACAGGCGUGGAGACUGUCCUUCGAAACCUGGUGUUUGAGGAAGGGGAAGUGAUGAUCUGCUUCCCAGACGUCUACCCUGCGUUCGCCAACACGAUGGACUAUCUCUCGAAACGAAGUCCUCUCGAAUUCCGCCAGAUCGAUUACACGCUGCCGGUAUCUGACGAUCAUGUCUGUGAGAUGUUAGAGAACACCAUCAAUGCGAUCAAGUCGCAGAACAAGAGGCCCAAAGUCGCCCUCUUCGACACCAUCUCUUCAAUUCCUGGUGCACGGAUGCCAUUCGAGCGUCUCACGGCAAUCUGCAGAUCCAACAACGUACUCGCGUUAAUCGACGGCGCACACAGCGCCGGCCAAAUACCCUUGGACCUGAACGCACUCGAUCCGGACUUCUUCGUCUCGAACCUUCACAAGUGGGGAUACGUUCCUCGCGGGUGCGCCGUUCUCUAUGUGCCGGAACGCAACCACCACAUAAUGAAAACGACGUUACCCACAAGUUUUGGUUAUGGCGCAUCGUUCGCCAACAACUUCUCGGACACUGGAACCUUGGAUAACACACCUUACAUUUGCGUUCCUGCGGCCUUGAAUUGGCGGAAAAGACUCAUGUGGGGUGACAAGAAGGGGGAUGAAGCUGUCAAGGCGUAUCUCCCUUACCUUGCUCGAGAAGGCGGAGCAGCUGUGGCGAAGUAUCUCGGUACAGAGGUCCUAGAGAACGACGAGAGGACGCUUGGGAACUGCAGUCUCACCAACGUGCGGUUGCCGCUGUCAGUCGAUGGCAUUACUGGAGGAGACUCUGUCAAGGUGGAGAAGAUCACGGCAUGGAUGAUGCGACAUAUGAUUGAAGAGAACGAGACUGCAGUGUAUGUGUACUCGUAUGGUGGCAACUGGUGGGUGCGGUUGAGCGCGCAGGUGUAUCUUACGAAGGACGAUUUUAUGCAUGCCGCGAAGAUGCUUGAGAAGACGUGUCAGAGGGUGAAGGAUGGGUCGUGGCAGGGGAAGGAUGUGAAUAUGGACGCUGUCCGGCUGGCCGAGCAGUAG
Molecule: messenger RNA, 1323 nt
Organism: Saxophila tyrrhenica
Lineage: Eukaryota; Fungi; Ascomycota; Dothideomycetes; Mycosphaerellales; Extremaceae
Exons: 2
Coding region: 1-1323 (440 amino acids)
Source: RefSeq, a predicted model, not a curated record